Molecule: messenger RNA, 984 nt
Organism: Naumovozyma castellii
Lineage: Eukaryota; Fungi; Ascomycota; Saccharomycetes; Saccharomycetales; Saccharomycetaceae
Gene: APA2
Product: bifunctional AP-4-A phosphorylase/ADP sulfurylase
Exons: 1
Coding region: 1-984 (327 amino acids)
Source: RefSeq, a predicted model, not a curated record
AUGAUCCCUAAGAACGUUGACGAGUUAGUCCAUGCCAAGUACGAAGAAGCCCUUGCUAAUGGGUCUUUGAAGUUGACCGAGUCCACCUCUAAGAAGGUCAAGGACACCAAAUCAGGAAUGCAAUACCUGAUCCAUUAUGCGCCAGCUUUGGCUGCCAAAGACUCUUCCUCUACUAAGGAUCAAUCCAACAAUGAGGAUCCAUUUGCCCACCCAGUUCCAGAAUUAACCGUUUUGGACGAUUUGAACGGUACUGGUUCUUAUCAAUUAUUAUUGAACAAAUUCCCAGUGGUGCCAGAACAUGUCCUAUUAGUCACUAAACAAUUUGAAAGUCAAUCUGAUGCUUUGUCACCAGAGGAUUUGGUUGCCACUUACCAAUUACUUUGUAAGAUGGAUGACGAAGAUGAGAAUAAGAGACAUAUGGCUUUUUACAACUCUGGUCCAGCCUCUGGUUCCUCCCAAGACCAUAAACAUUUGCAAUUAUUCCAAUUGCCUUCCAACUUUAUUCCAUUACAGGAUAAGAUCUGUAGUGGUAAGGAACAUUUCUUACCGGGGUUCAAUGCCGAACCUUUACAAGAUGCUAAGGUUUCAUUUGCUCACUUUGUAUUACCAUUACCUGAGUCAUCUGAUGAAGUCGACGAAGAUUUAUUAGCAAUGUGUUACAUCUCCCUGUUGCAAAGAGCCUUAACUUUCUUCCAAGAUUGGACUAACGAAAGACCAGAUUUGAAGAAGAGUUAUAAUGUCUUGUUGACCAAAAAUUGGAUCUGUGUGGUUCCACGUUCUAAGUCUGUUGCAGAAAUUGAAGAUGAGGACACUGAAACCAUGCACUUAGGUAUCAAUGCCACUGGAUACGCAGGAAUGAUCUUGGCUAAGGAUGAAGCUAUCUACAAUAAGAUUGUCGGCGAACCUAGGGUCAUCGACCAAGCCCUUUUGAACUGUGGUUUCCCUAAUACCUCCGGUCAGAAGCCAACCGAAUAUCACUACUAG